This is a messenger RNA of Aethalodelphis obliquidens (Pacific white-sided dolphin), 2137 nucleotides long. It is a transcript of the gene DKK2, whose product is annotated as dickkopf Wnt signaling pathway inhibitor 2. NCBI's taxonomy places the organism in Eukaryota, Metazoa, Chordata, Mammalia, Artiodactyla, Delphinidae. The record is from RefSeq and is a predicted model, not a curated record. The transcript has 4 exons. Gene Ontology annotation, cellular component: extracellular region. Gene Ontology annotation, biological process: negative regulation of canonical Wnt signaling pathway; multicellular organism development. Gene Ontology annotation, molecular function: co-receptor binding; receptor antagonist activity. Bases 713 to 1492 code for a protein of 259 amino acids.
GGGAGACCGCGUGGAGCGCAAGACAGUUCCCAGGGCAUCGCGGCGUCCCUGGCAGCGCUUGGCUGUUGCAGGGCUGUGAGCCGGAGAACAACGCUUCGGGGCGCCUGUGCGUGCGCGCGUGCGGGACCUUGGUUGGCCUCAGACCUCAAGGGUCUUGUCCGGGGGCGGUUCCUGAUCCCCCAUAUAGUGCCCGCUAACUUUGAAAAGGAGGACUUAUGUCCUGCAAAGGUUGAGACAUAAGGGGUAGGGAAGGAAAAGAGGAGAGAAAACGCAACAGAGGCCGAAGGAGAAGGAACUAAUGUGGACCUCCUGAGCAGCUGGGAGGAGGACUGGACCGCGGAGAACCGGGCGGGACCUCGGAGGUGCGGGGCAAGGAGCAACGGAAGCGGUGCGGGCCGUGGCGCUGGGGCUUCUUGCACCUCGGGUCACGCCUCCUUGGCAAGAAGGCGCCUCGCCUUUGAUUGCUUCCAGUUACUGCAGAACUUCCUGUCCUGGCGGAGAAGCAGGUCUUGCUUGGGUCGCGCUCCCUCCCGGUCUGAGGCGUGAGACUGAGUUCACACGGUGCUGGGCCCCCAAAGCCAAGUGGGGUUGGGGGAAACAGAGUCUGCGAGUCCCGGCGCCCCGCGCGUAGGACCCCGUGUUGGGGUCCUCCCUCCCUCUGUACCCGCACCCUUGCGGGCUUUGCCCCUUCCUGGGGACCCCUCGCCAGGCGAUGGCCGCGUUGAUGCGGGGCAAGGACUCCUCCCGCUGCCUGCUCCUACUGGCCGCGGUGCUGAUGGUGGAGAGCUCCCAGUUCGGCAGCUCGCGGGCCAAACUCAACUCCAUCAAGUCCUCUCUGGGCGGGGAGACGCCAGCCCAGGCCGCCAAUCGAUCUGCGGGCACAUACCAAGGACUGGCUUUCGGCGGCAGUAAGAAGGGCAAAAACCUGGGGCAGGCCUACCCUUGUAGCAGUGAUAAGGAAUGUGAAGUUGGAAGAUACUGCCACAGUCCCCACCAAGGAUCUUCGGCCUGCAUGGUGUGUCGAAGGAAAAAGAAGCGCUGCCAUAGAGAUGGCAUGUGUUGUCCUGGCACCCGCUGCAAUAAUGGCAUCUGUAUCCCCGUCACUGAGAGCAUCUUAACUGCUCACAUCCCAGCUCUGGACGGCACUCGGCACAGAGAUGGAAACCACGGUCACUACUCAAACCACGACUUGGGAUGGCAGAAUCUAGGAAGAACACACACUAAGAUGUCACAUAUAAAAGGGCAUGAAGGAGACCCCUGUCUACGAUCAUCAGACUGCAUUGAAGGGUUUUGCUGUGCUCGUCACUUCUGGACCAAAAUCUGCAAACCAGUGCUCCACCAGGGAGAAGUCUGUACCAAGCAACGCAAGAAGGGCUCUCACGGGCUGGAAAUCUUCCAGCGGUGUGACUGCGCAAAAGGCCUUUCUUGUAAAGUAUGGAAAGAUGCCACCUACUCCUCCAAAGCCAGACUCCACGUGUGCCAGAAAAUAUGACCACCUCUGAGGGAAGAAAAGCAUCACUAGCAGACUGUGAAUCUGUGUAUUUAAUACAGUAUAGCAUGGGGGAAAACAGGAUUUGGAUUUCAGAAGGGCUAAAAUGAGGAAUGUCAUAAGAACAUAGAUCACAGAAAGAGAAAGAAAAUGGAGCAGAUUAGAAAGGGUGACGAGUGUGGUACAAUCAGUGUGUUUCCACCAUGCACCUUGUUUAUGUAAAUAAUGUAUACAUUUGUGAAAAUGCUAUGACUCAAAAAAAAAAAAAAAAAACAGUGAAAUUACUAACGAAUACCAUGUGACUUUCCAGCAGUUUAGGCUGUGCUAGAGGAUCAGGUUCCUUCACAUUGGUGAUUGAUUGCCUAUAAAAAUAACCUAAAAGCCAUAUUUCUCUUUAAAGUUAUACUUUAACAACAAAAUACUCCCCAUAUAUCCUGGCAUACAAUAGACUCUAAAACAUGAAAAGAGGAGUUAAAUAGGAAACGAAAGCGUGGAGCAGAGUUAAUUUGCAACACGGAAUCACCUUUUAAUUUGGAACACUACUUCUUACCACUCAAUUAAAGACCUUUGUAGAUGAUAAGAAAAAAAGCAGUCGAUAUUUUCCAAAUAAUAUCAAAAUAAUCACAGGUCUUUUGUCUAGUCCUUCAG